Messenger RNA from Cuculus canorus (common cuckoo), 3610 nucleotides. It is a transcript of the gene GFM1, whose product is annotated as G elongation factor mitochondrial 1. The record is from RefSeq and is a predicted model, not a curated record. Gene Ontology annotation, biological process: mitochondrial translational elongation. Gene Ontology annotation, cellular component: mitochondrion. The transcript has 18 exons. Bases 85 to 2328 code for a protein of 747 amino acids. Gene Ontology annotation, molecular function: GTP binding; translation elongation factor activity; GTPase activity. Lineage: Eukaryota; Metazoa; Chordata; Aves; Cuculiformes; Cuculidae.
AACCCCCGGCUCGCCCGGCCCGGCUCCCAUCCCCGGUGCCGGUGCCCAUGCGCGCUGCCCCGGAAGGGGCGGCUCGGACCCGCCAUGGCGCCGCGGCUGCUGCUGCUGCUGAGGGGCGCGCGGCGCGGGCUGGAGCGGGGCCGGCCGGGGCAGCAGUUUCUCCUGAAUUCCUGCAGGCAUUGUUCUUCAGAAGUCUUUCCCAAUGAGAGGAUCCGCAACAUUGGGAUCUCAGCCCACAUUGACUCGGGGAAGACGACGCUCACGGAGCGAAUCCUCUUCUAUACGGGCAGGAUAGCACAGAUGCAUGAGGUGAAAGGUAAGGAUGGAGUUGGAGCUGUUAUGGAUUCAAUGGAGCUAGAGCGACAGCGUGGAAUCACAAUUCAGUCUGCAGCAACAUACACCAUGUGGAAAGACACCAACAUCAACAUCAUAGACACGCCAGGACAUGUGGACUUCACGAUUGAAGUGGAGAGAUCUCUGAGAGUUCUUGAUGGAGCUGUUCUGGUUCUCUGUGCUGUUGGAGGAGUUCAGUGCCAGACAAUAACUGUGAACAGGCAAAUGAAGCGUUACAGCGUGCCAUUUGUAACAUUCAUCAAUAAACUGGACAGAAUGGGCUCUAGCCCAGCCAGGGCAGUGCAGCAGAUGAGAUCCAAGUUAAAACACAAUGCAGCUUUUGUUCAGAUUCCAAUUGGGCUGGAGGGAAACUUUAAAGGACUUAUAGAUCUUAUUGAAGAAAAAGCUAUAUAUUUUGAUGGUGCACAUGGCCAGACUCUUCGGUAUGAGGAAAUUCCAGCUGAGUUUAGAGCUGAGGCUGCAGAGAGGCGUCGGGAGUUGAUCGAAUGUGUUGCUAACUCAGAUGAUCAACUUGGGGAGCUGUUUUUGGAAGAAAGGAUUCCUACAGCUGCCGAGUUAAAGCUUGCGAUCAGAAGAGCAACACUGAAGAAGUCCUUUACCCCAGUACUUGUGGGAAGUGCUUUAAAGAACAAAGGAGUGCAGCCGUUGCUGGAUGCUGUCCUGGAAUACCUCCCCAAUCCAUCAGAGGUUGAGAAUUAUGCUAUUCUUAACCAGGGAGAUUCUGAGGACAAAACCAAGUUCCUGUUGAAUUCUGCUCGAGACAAUUCUCAACCUUUUAUCGGCCUUGCUUUUAAAUUGGAGGCUGGCCGUUUUGGGCAGUUAACCUAUAUUCGAGUUUAUCAGGGGAUGCUGAAGAAAUCUGAUUAUAUCUAUAACACCAGGACGGGGAAGAAAGUGCGUGUACAAAGACUUGUCCGUAUGCAUUCAGACAACAUGGAGGAUGUAAAUGAAGUUUAUGCAGGAGACAUAUGUGCAUUGUUUGGAAUUGAUUGUGCCAGUGGGGAUACGUUCACAGAUAAAACCAGUACGGACAUUUCCAUGGAAUCGAUUCAUGUCCCUGAUCCUGUCAUUUCAGUAGCUAUGAAGCCUUCCAACAAGAAUGACUUUGAUAAAUUUUCAAAAGGCCUGAACCGCUUCACAAGGGAAGAUCCCACUUUCAGAAUCCAUUUUGACGAUGAGAGCAAAGAGACCAUUGCUUCUGGAAUGGGGGAACUGCACUUGGAAAUCUAUGCCCAGCGAAUGGAAAGAGAAUAUGGUUGCCCUUGCACCAUGGGAAAGCCAAAAGUUGCCUUUAGGGAGAACAUCACCACGCCUGUGCCGUUUGAAUAUACGCACAAGAAACAAUCAGGUGGAGCAGGCCAGUACGGGAAAGUUAUAGGCGUGCUUGAACCCCUGGAUCCAGAGGACUAUACAAAAUUAGAAUUCGAAGACAGAACCGUUGGCACAAAUAUUCCAAAACAAUUCGUGCCUGCUGUUGAAAAGGGAUUCCGAGAAGCAUGUGAGAAAGGUCUGGUGUCCGGGCACAAGAUCUCUGGAGUCCGUUUUGUCCUGGAUGAUGGUGCACAUCACAUGGUGGACUCCAAUGAAAUCUCUUUUAUCAGAGCAGGAGAAGGAGCCCUAAAGCAAGCUAUGGAAAACGCCACUGUGCGUAUACUUGAACCCGUUAUGGCAGUGGAGGUGAUGGCACCCAUAGAAUUCCAGGGAACAGUGAUAGCUGGAAUUAAUCGUCGUCACGGAGUGAUCACAGGACAGGAUGGCACAGAGGGUUACUUUACUCUCUAUGCUGAGGUGCCACUGAACGAUAUGUUUGGAUACGCCACUGAGCUGAGGUCCAGCACAGAGGGAAAGGGUGAAUAUACCAUGGAAUACUGCAAAUAUCAGCCGUGUUCGCCUAGCACUCAAGAAGAAGUAAUUAACAAAUACCUCGAAGCAACAGGGCGGCUUCCUGCAAAGAAAGGCAAAGCCAAGAGCUGAUUUUCACCCUCUUGAGUACAUGGAACAGUUCUUCACAAGCUUCUCUUAAAGGCUCAGUUGCCCAAGCCAGAGCAGCAAUCAAGGCUGCUGAAUAAGUGCUGGCUGCAGUGGGACUUGGACUGUAAUUUCAUCAUAAUAUCCUUCCUUUGGGGUAUUCUCAGAAGCCUCCGGGAGAUUACAGUGGAAUUGUUCACGUGUAAAUGCUGCUUGUUAACAAAAUAUAUAAAUGUUAAAACAGUAAUGAUAAUUUGUCUUGAAAUUUGUCUUAAUCCAUUCCUAUUAAAAUAAUUGUAUUUUUUGUAUUUAGUUACUACUUCUGGUCUUGAAAGUUUAACAAUUCUACUUGAGGAGGCUUAGCUACCGGUUAACUGCCAGGCAUGUGUGGGGGAUGAGUUGUCAUCCAGUACCCGGGGGGCGGGGGUUCACAUAUGCACUCCAAGCACAGAUCCUUUAGCUCCUGCACUUACAGCAUUCAGUACAGAGAACGAAGGUUUAUUUUCCCUUUGCAUCCUUCAGAAACAGCGCUAAGAGCUUCUGACAUCCCCACGAACCAGGCAGCGUCGCCUGUCCAUGCAAUGUGCUUAUCACUGACAGUACAGGACAUUUGAAGGGAGUCGAUAAUGAUAUACAGAGCAGUUAACUCUUGCCAAAACUGCGAACAACGUGGGUUUAUUUUACGUGCUUGCUUUCUUGGCUUUUUAUUAGAAAACCAGAAGAUUCCUUUUCACGGGUUCUUAAACUCCAGAGGCCGUGUUGCUGAUGAUGCUUAGCUUGGGACUUGGCUGAAUGGAUCUCGAUCACUCAAGAAAUAAAACGAGCGUGUUGUAGUUGAGUGAAAAAGAGAAAAUGUUAUCAUCAAUUUGGGGUUUUAAUUACUGCCAGAAGAUCCAUUCUGAAUUCUCUUUGCGUGCUCCUUCUUCCAACCUACUCAGCCUAACAGUAUGUUUUGCAAGCUUCCAGUAAACAGGGAAUGAAGUUCCAGUUCAAAACCAGCUACAUUCCUGGCACAGGAUUGUGGCUGAUGUUUACCAGACACAGAGAGGACUGCAAGGGCUGGGCUGCAUCUCCUCGGCCUCCACAGAAAGACGCUGAAAAUGAUUGAUUUUAACCUUGAAAAAAGUACAGGGUGGGAGACUGUCAGGAGCAGGUAAGCGCUAACCAAGCCCUAGCAUAGUGUUAUAUAUGAGUACAAUGCCGCUCUGGGCCAAAUCCUUAAUUCCCUUGCAUUGGGAGCUUUGUUUUUAUGAAAAUACUCAGCUGGAAGUCAUUUCUAGAAAAUCCC